CGUCAUUUUAAAUGUGCAAUACAAUCGAGAUGGACAAGUUUCCGGAUGAGAGCUCGUUGUUUCUUACAAAACGACGUCGGAAACGGAGAACAAUCAAGAUCAAUACUGUAAUGGGUGAAGCCUUUGACCUCAAAGUGAGAGACUCAGAUAGCAUCUACAACGUCAAAGAACGUUUAGCCUCAGUCAUAGACAUCCCUGCUCACCUGCAGUCUUUAGUAUACAACGGUAAGGAAUUAAAAGACGACCAAGUACGUGUAGAUACCCUUGGUAUAUCCGAUGGCUCCUCACUGACGCUUGUACAGAAAAUACAGACCGGCUUGAUAGACAGUAUUUCAUUGGAUGUACCCUAUCGUCAGUCGUUCAAAAGUGAGGCGCAGCAGAUGGAACUCCACGGGAAGGCCAUCUUGGAGAAACUGUCUGAGGUGCCUGAACUGAAACACAUGCUCUCCGAUCAGGCUACUAUAUUCGAGGUAUUUCCAGAUGAAAACGGAUUUCAGGUGUUGGUGAGAACUACGGAGGCGUCUACGUCUGGGUUGUCGACUGCAGCAUCGUCGUCGGAAGUCGAAAAUAGAACAGAUCUUAAUUUAGAUCUGAGCGAAGAUUCCGGUCCUGGAGACACGAUAGAUAGUGGAGAAAUAACGGAGGCUGAUGCAUUUAAGCAAGAGUUAUUAAGGGCGAGAAAGGCUGCGUUCAGUUCACGAGGUAAUAUCAGUAGUGGAACUGAGCUUCUAUCGGACCGCUUAUUCAACGAUCCCGAUAUAGAUUUGACUGUGGUGAGAAAGGCGUUUAUGGAGGACAUGGACGAGAUAGGAAAGCUAAAAAACAAGAGGAAAGAGAAUGAGAAAGAUGUGGCUAAAUCAACAGAGGAUACAAACACCCGCGAUAAAAUGGCCGAAUUACGGAAGAAAAUGGCGCAACGGAAGAAGCGGAAGGAUGUGGAAUCCUGUUCCAGUGAUAUUGAGACUGUAAAGUCGAAUCAGAAUGACAAAAAGGUGAGAUAUAGUAGUGACUUGAAAGCUCUUGAGAAGAUCCGGAAGCUUGAAGCCGGUUGCGAAGCUUUACCAGUACAGGAUAAGGAGACUACAAUAGAUGCAGAGCUGCCCGUUGCUGAUGUCCGAGAGAACAUUACCAGUGAGGACGAUACCAGUGCUAAAAUUCAGAAGUCGAAUAAUAUAUCGAAUAGCUCCACUAAUCGAUGUUUCCGUUGUGCAACUAAGCUUCCUUUGGUACGACACGCUUGUAAAUGUGAGAUGUUUUUCUGCUCGCUGCACAAACAAGAUCAUGAGUGUUCGCACUCUUAUACCUAGUCAAUAUAAGCUUGUAUUAGAAUAAAGUGGAAUAUCUAUCGUUCUGCUAAGAAUGUUUCGGCACGAAAAUUGAACCUGUACGUUCAACUGUGGUAAUUCAUUGAAUACAACGGCCUAGACCUAGGAUCGAUUUAUACUUAAACGUCGCACUAUGGGGUUUUAAUAUUGUAUGUUGUCUAUAGCCAACUAACAUUCGAUACCUAUGGUCAAAGGUGUUUCAAAUCAUGUUUUAUUGUUGCCGUUCUACUAUUCUAUUUCUUGUCGCAUUCUCCUUCAAAUCAGCGUUCCGUCGACCAUAAAAAUCAGGUUUGCAAAUAGCGUUUUCGUGUCAAGCAGAUCCUGAGUGUAUACUAACGUUUAAGCACCAGUGGUAGUCUUUGGUAUGUACAUGCAGGUGUAUGAUGUAAGUUGGUAACGUUUGAAAUUCGUUGACUAGAGACCG
Messenger RNA from Sphaeroforma arctica JP610, 1749 nucleotides. RefSeq lists its product as hypothetical. Gene Ontology annotation, molecular function: polyubiquitin modification-dependent protein binding. Gene Ontology annotation, biological process: ubiquitin-dependent protein catabolic process. The transcript has a single exon. The record is from RefSeq and is a predicted model, not a curated record. NCBI's taxonomy places the organism in Eukaryota, Ichthyosporea, Ichthyophonida. Bases 12 to 1307 code for a protein of 431 amino acids. Gene Ontology annotation, cellular component: cytosol.